Budorcas taxicolor (takin) is the source of this 2598-nucleotide messenger RNA. RefSeq names its product establishment of sister chromatid cohesion N-acetyltransferase 1 (gene ESCO1). Gene Ontology annotation, cellular component: nucleus; chromatin. The record is from RefSeq and is a predicted model, not a curated record. Bases 1 to 2526 code for a protein of 841 amino acids. Lineage: Eukaryota; Metazoa; Chordata; Mammalia; Artiodactyla; Bovidae. Gene Ontology annotation, molecular function: protein-lysine-acetyltransferase activity. The transcript has 9 exons. Gene Ontology annotation, biological process: mitotic sister chromatid cohesion.
AUGAUGUCCAUUCAGGAGAAAUCAAAAGAAAAUUCCUCCAGUGUUAUUAAAAAGAAUGAAGAUAAGAAUUUAGAAACACAAGUUCAAGGUUCUCAAAAGAAUCUAGCCAAAAAAUCAGAUCCAAAGGAAGCUAUAAAAUCACUGGUUAAAUCUUCCAAUGAAAGUAAAGUAAAUCAGCCUGAAUUAGGAACAUGCAUGAGCACAAGGUCAGCAUCCACUGAUAAAAGAGCCAGUAAAUCUACUAAUAAAAAUAUGGUGACUGUAAAGGGACAUUCACAACAGGAAUCUACAAAACAGAAGAAAAUAUCUCAGAAAAAAUCAGUGCACGAAAUCCCUAAAUCAAAUGAACAGCUGAACCGGAGAUCACAAAGACUACAACAGCUAACAGAGGUUUCAACAAGGUCUCUGCGUAGUAGAGAAAUUCAGGGUCAGGCUCAAGCAGUUAAACAGAGUUUGCCACCCACAAAAAAAGAGCACUGUAGCAAUACUCAGAGUAAAUCUAAUAAAGCUAAAACAAAUCAGAAACAUGUGAAAAGAAAAGUAUUGGAAAUAAAGCCUGAUUCUAAAGAGGAAGAAAAUUCUGUAACUAAUGAAGCGAUCAAUUCCCCCAAAGGAAAAAAGCGCAAAAUGGAGCAUCAGACGGCUUAUACUUCUAGUUCUCAGUGUGUAAAAGGAUCUGAAAAGUGUCUGCAGAAUACCAGAAAAGAAGAAACAAAAUCUGCUUCUGAGAUAAAAAGAUCCAAAGUGGCUGCUUCAGUGGUCUCUAAAAAGAACGAGAUAAAGAAGUCAGUUCACGCACAAGUGAAUACUAGUGCAAAAUCCCAAAAAAGUCCACAGCCAUCAGUGCCUGAACAAACGGUAGACAAUGGGCUGGAGCAAGCAGGAAUAAGCAAACGCGGGAGCAUUCUCCAGCUCUGUGAAGAAAUUGCUGGUGAAAUUGAGUCAGAUACUGUAGAGGUAAAAAAGGAAUCUUCACAAAUGGAAAAUGUAAAGGAGGAGAAGCCUACAGAAAUAAAAUUGGAAGAGGCAGAGACUGAAAGACAGAUACUUCAUCAGAAGGAAACGAAUCAGGACGUUCAAUGUAAUCGUUUCUUCCCCAGUAGAAAAACAAAGCCUGUGAAAUGUAUACUAAAUGGAAUAAACAACUCAACUAAAAAGAACUCCAACUGGACUAAAAUUAAACUCUCAAAAUUUAACUCUGUGCAGCAAAAUAAAUUAGACUCUCAAUUUUCCCCUAAAUUGGGCUUAUUACGAACCAGUUUUUCACUACCUGCGUUAGAAACGCAUCAGCAAAUGACUCAAAGUACAUUUUUAGGGUCAAAACCAUAUGGUGAUAAAAAUAAAGCUUGCCAGCAGGAAGAAAUGAAAGAAGUUAAUUCUGAAGAUGUUAAACCUAAUGAUAUUGCAGUUGAAAUGAAUAAGAUCCCCCAAAAGGCUCCUGAAAAUUGUCAUUUGGGUAAUCAGAUAAAACCACCUCCUGACCAGCCAUUGGAUAAGCAGAAGAAAGAUGCUUUUGAAUCAACACUGGAUAAGAAUUGCAGCCUAUGUUUGGAAUCUAAGCUUGAAAACAAUCCAGUGGAAAAUGCCACUACUGUCUCAGCUCUGCUCAGUCAAGGAAAAAUUGAUACAGGAGAGAAUAAAUGUCCAGGUUCAAUUCCCAAACAGCACAGUAUAUUCUGUAAUCAGACAUCUAAGAUGAGUGAUAACAGGGAGAUACCACCAAAUCAUUCUUGGCCCAAGUGUAAUUCCCAUUUGGAGAUAACAAUUCCAAAAGACUUGAAACUAAAAGAAGCAGAGAAAGCUGAUGAAAAACAGUUGAUCAUAGAUGCAGGACAAAAAAGAUUUGGAGCAGUUUCCUGUAAUGUUUGUGGCAUGCUUUACACUGCUUCAAAUCCAGAGGAUGAAACACAGCAUCUGCUCUUCCACAAUCAAUUUAUAAGUGCUGUAAAAUACGUGGGUUGGAAAAAAGAAAGAAUUCUAGCUGAAUAUCCUGAUGGCAGGAUAAUAAUGGUUCUUCCUGAAGAUCCAAAGUAUGCCCUGAAAAAGGUUGACGAGAUUAGAGAGAUGGUUGAUAAUGAUUUAGGUUUCCAGCAGGCUCCACUCAUGUGCUAUUCCAGAACAAAAACACUUCUGUUUAUUUCUAAUGACAAAAAGGUAGUUGGUUGUCUAAUUGCAGAACAUAUCCAGUGGGGCUACAGAGUUAUAGAAGAAAAACUUCCAGUUAUCAGGUCAGAAGAAGAAAAGGUCAGAUUUGAAAGGCAAAAAGCCUGGUGCUGCUCAACAUUGCCAGAGCCUGCAAUCUGUGGGAUCAGCCGCAUAUGGGUGUUCAGCAUGAUGCGUCGGAAGAAAAUCGCUUCUCGCAUGAUUGAAUGCCUAAGGAGUAACUUUAUAUAUGGCUCAUACUUGAGUAAAGAGGAAAUUGCUUUCUCAGACCCUACUCCGGAUGGAAAACUGUUUGCAACACAGUACUGUGGCACUGGUCAGUUUCUGGUAUAUAAUUUUAUUAACGGACAAAAUAGUACCUAACAUAAACUCAUGCCUGCAGUAUCAGAAGACAUCUACUGAUGAGAAUGGAUUGGUUGUUGACUUAAACCAGGA